Messenger RNA from Aspergillus terreus NIH2624, 747 nucleotides. RefSeq names its product ERF4 family protein. The record is from RefSeq and is a predicted model, not a curated record. NCBI's taxonomy places the organism in Eukaryota, Fungi, Ascomycota, Eurotiomycetes, Eurotiales, Aspergillaceae. The coding region runs from base 1 to 747 and encodes 248 amino acids. Gene Ontology annotation, biological process: protein targeting to membrane; peptidyl-L-cysteine S-palmitoylation. Gene Ontology annotation, cellular component: endoplasmic reticulum palmitoyltransferase complex; extrinsic component of endoplasmic reticulum membrane. The transcript has a single exon.
AUGUCCGAACCGACCGCGAAGGAUGGGAAUCAGGAGGCCGCCUCGAAUCUGCGUCCCCCCGAACACGCGUACCUCUCCGAUGCCCGCGGGCCGCUAGACGACCGGCCGCGUCACGUUCAAUCGCAGACCUCGCUCCGUUCGCAAUCUCAGAUCGCGUCCAUCCCGUCCCAUACGGGUCAGCCUAUCGGCCCCGAGGCUGACGGACCGGAAGAAUUGGCCUGGGGUCCUGCCCAUCCGUGCUACCCUCAUAUCAAUCCUCAUGUACCGCUAGGCUCGCAGGAAUACCUGACGACGCGGAUCAUCCGUAUCCGACGGGAUUGGAUGGUCAAGGGAGAUCUGGCGCCGACGUUUUCCAACUUGUACCCCGAGAUUCUCGAUCCCUUACUGCCCGAGCAGGAAUUCCGCAAAGUGAUCUCCACGAUCAAUGACGAACUCAUCAAAGCGUUCGAUCCGUUCAGUCUGCGCAACUGGAUUGACAGCGCCUUGGGCCUCCUGACUGGCUGGCUCUGGGAAGAUAUCGGAGCCCCGGGGAUCAAGAGCCAUCUCAAACGAGUGGAAGAUUGGCUGGAGAGAUGGAACCGAGAGGUUGGCGAAAAGGACGGUGUGCAUAUCUGGAGUCUGCGACGGACUGCGUAUAUGUCGUUGGACAUCCAGAUCCCCGACCCCAAGGUGGGCAUCAUCCCCAGCGAGGGCGGUCCAUCGUUACCAGGAACUCGACCCAACAGUGGCAUUGGACGCGACGUCUGA